AUGGCGGAAAAAGGUUCCUUGGAGGAUUUCUUGGCUAAGGCGAUCGAAGCUGCCAAGUCUGCUGGGCAGAUUAUUCGUUCUGGAUUUUACGAGACAAAGAGGGUGGAGCACAAAGGCCUGGUGGAUUUGGUGACGGAGACUGAUAAGAAAUGUGAAGAACUCAUAUUUGAUUUUCUCAAAAAACAGUACCCUGACCACAAGUUCAUUGGUGAAGAAACCACUGCUGCUUGUGGGCCAACUGAGUUGACUGAUGAACCGACUUGGAUCGUUGAUCCUGUGGAUGGCACGACUAAUUUCGUUCACGGGUAUCCUUUUGUAUGUGUAUCCAUUGGACUCACGAUCGAACGAGUCCCUAUUGUUGGUGUUGUUUACAAUCCAAUUAUGGAUGAGCUUUAUACUGCAAUUCGUGGGAAGGGAGCUUUUCUCAACGGAAAACCCAUCAAAACAUCUUCCCAAACCGAGCUUGUGAAGUGCCUUCUUGCUGCAGAGGUGGGCGCAGACCGUGACAAGCUUACAGUGAAUAAUGGUACUGAUAGGAUCAACCGCAUGCUCUUCAAGGUGAGGUCUCUACGCAUUGCUGGCUCUUGUGCUUUAGAUCUUUGUGGGAUUGCGUGCGGAAGGAUUGAUUUGUUUUACGAAACUGGAAUUGGAGGCCCUUGGGAUGUUGCUGCAGGUGUAGUUAUCGUGCAUGAAGCCGGAGGACUUGUAUUUGAUCCCUCGGGUAAGGAUUUCGACAUCACGUCCCGUAGAGUGGCGGCCUCAAAUCCGCUUGUGAAGGAUGCAUUUGUCGAGGCUCUCCAAUGUCCGAAAUGA
Striga hermonthica is the source of this 813-nucleotide messenger RNA. NCBI's taxonomy places the organism in Eukaryota, Viridiplantae, Streptophyta, Magnoliopsida, Lamiales, Orobanchaceae. The record is from the annotation of a GenBank genome assembly.